AUAUCUUUUAGGAGAUUCAUUUUUGAUCAUCAUCAGCAUUUUUAACUGGAAAAUGAAAUCUUUACUGUUGUCAUAAAUAUUCCAUCUUUUUCUGUCACCAUUUCCCACCAGAAGAGAAGAUUGGAAUAAGUCUUCUUCUUCAAUUGGUUGUUUUCUUUUUUUCAGUACCAGUUGUUCUUUAAGUUGGCUGUGGCAGCUGCUCAGAAACAACUACUUCUGAUUUUAUCCACCCUCAAAACAAUCUUCAAAGUUAGUCUCUUACCUGCUCAGUAGUACUACUACCUGUUCUCUUUUACUGCAGAAAAGGGCUCUGCUCAAAAUCUUAUCAUGGAAGGGCAAGUAAAAGAGUAAUCAAUAUCAUGUUCGAGAUGAUGCAGAUAUAGCUUGAUUGUUUAUGCAAGGGAUUGAAAAUCCACAUUAAGGAGAAAACUAUUCAGCAUUUUAUAGCAUUUGCCAGGACAAAGCAAAAUCAUGGCUGAAGAUUUUGCACUCAAGGAGACAGCUCCAAAAAUUGCUGGAUCAGGAGCUAUUAUUGAUGGAGAUAAGCUCACUUGCACCUAUGAUCUCGUCGAGCAAAUGCACUACAUAUACGUGCGGGUAGUCAAAGCAAAAGACCUUCCACCAAAGGAUGUUACAGGCAGCUGCGAUCCGUAUGUUGAAGUGAAAGUUGGAAACUACAAAGGAGUUACUAGGCAUUUCGAGAAGAAACUCAAUCCAGAAUGGAAUCAUGUCUUUGCUUUCUCGCAGGACAAACUUCAGGCAUCAUCCAUUGAAGUGGUGGUGAAAGAUAAAGAUGUUGUCAAAGAUGAUUUCAUCGGCAAAAUUGUCUUUGAUCUUGUCGAGAUCCCUAGACGGGUUCCACCAGAUAGUCCAUUGGCACCACAAUGGUACAGAUUGGAAGACAAAAAGGGUGACAAGCUCAAACAUGGAGAAAUCAUGCUUGCUCUUUGGAAAGGAACUCAGGCAGACGAGUGUUUUCCUGAUGCUUGGCAUUCUGAUGCAGCAGCAGUCGGAAGUGAUGGCAUCACCAAAAUCAGAGGCAAAGUUUACAUGUCCCCUAAACUUUGGUAUCUCAGAGUCAAUGUUAUUGAAUGUCAGGAUCUGGUUCCAAGUGAUAAGAAUAGGGUACCUGAAGUUUGCGCCAAGGUUGUCCACGGGAAUCAGGCGUUGAGAACUAAAAUAGUGAAGGGCGUAAAUCCAUUGUGGAAUGAGGAUCUGAUUUUUGUAGCUGCUGAAAGAUUUGAGGAGCAGUUGAUAAUAACAGUGGAUGACAAGGACGAAAAUCUUGGGAAAUGUAUGAUUAUGCUCAACUCUGUACCCCGGAGACUUGACAAUAAGCCUGUGCCAUCCAAAUGGCAUAACCUAGAGAAGCAUAUAAUUGUAGAAGGUCAAAAGAGGGAGGUUAAGUUUGCUAGCAAGAUUCAUUUGAGGAUCAGCUUGGAUGGUGGUUAUCAUGUGUUUGAUGAGUCCACACACUACAGCAGCGAUCUCAGGCCGACUUCAAGGCAGCUGUGGAAGUCCAGCAUUGGCCUUCUUGAGUUGGGAAUCAUAAGUGCCACAGGGUUGUCAUCAAUGAAGAAGAAUAAAGACGGGAAAGGCUGUACUGACGCGUAUUGUGUUGCCAAAUAUGGACCUAAGUGGGUACGGACAAGGACAAUCCUCGAUAGCAACUCGCCUAAAUGGAAUGAGCAGUACACGUGGGAGGUGUAUGAUCCUUGUACUGUGAUCACAGUAGGAGUGUUUGACAAUGGUCAUCUUUCGGGUGGAAGUGAUUCCAGAAUUGGAAAGGUAAGGAUCAGGCUAUCUACUCUUGAAACAGAACGGGUUUACACGCAUUCGUAUCCCCUAAUUGUCUUGCAACCUUCAGGAGUGAAAAAGAUGGGAGAAGUUCAGUUAGCUGUGAGGUUCUCAUGUUCCUCUUAUUUUAACAUGCUGUACAAGUAUACUCAUCCAAUUCUGCCAAAGAUGCACUAUGUUCAUCCUUUGUCGGUGAAUCAGAUCGAUGUCUUAAGGUUUCACGCUAUUCAGAUCAAUGUGGUAAGACUAGGCCGAGCAGAGCCGCCUCUGAAGAAAGAAGUUGUGGAGUAUAUGCUAGAUGUUGGUUCACAUAUAUGGAGUGUGAGGAAAGCAAAAGCCAAUUUUUUCAGAAUAAUGAAUGUUCUGAGUGGUUUCAUAGCAAUUGCAAAAUGGUUUAAUCAAGUAUGCCAUUGGAAAAAUCCAAUCACAACCAUUCUGAUUCACAUUCUGUUCGUGAUUCUAGUUCUGUAUCCUGAACUGAUCCUCCCAACUUUCUUCCUCUAUCUCUUCUUCAUUGGCGCUUGGCGGUACCGAUGGAAACCAAGGCACCCUCCACACAUGGACAUUAGGCUUUCUCAUGCUGAUGCAGUUGGCCCUGAUGAACUUGAUGAAGAGUUCGAUCCAUUCCCAACAACAAAGCCGCCAGAUAAGGUGCGAAUGAGGUAUGAUCGGCUGAGAAGCAUUGGAGGACGGAUCCAGACUGUGAUCGGCGAUUUAGCAACUCAAGGGGAAAGAUUUUACUCCCUUCUGAGCUGGAGGGAUCCAAGAGCAUCAGCAUUGUUCUUGACAUUCUGCCUGAUAAUUGCAUUUGUGCUCUACAUUACACCAUUCCAGAUAGUGAUACUUCUUGGUGGAUUUUAUGUGUUAAGACAUCCAAAAUUUCGAGAGAAACUUCCCGCAAUGUCUUCCAACUUCUUCAGAAGGUUGCCAGCAAAAUCAGACCUGUUGCUCUAAGCAAUCUCUGUAAUAUUGCAUAGGGAUUUAUAUUAUUGAUUGUUGUAUUGGUCAUCCAAGAAUCAUGAAUCCAAAAUGUCACCUAUCUUUUUAGUGUCUUCAUGUAAGAAGAUCCUGAUUAAGAUUUGUAAUAUUGAUUAAUAAUUGGGAGAUUUUGCUUCUUCAAAAGGGACUUUUCAGCUCAAAUCUCUAUAUUAAUCGAGACAAUGCCUUCAAACACCGAAUUAGUUUAUUCACUUAGUAAAUUAUGUUUUUGAGUCUUGUCUUUUGUGUUUCUAAUUCACAAUCUCUACGC
Messenger RNA from Oldenlandia corymbosa var. corymbosa, 3046 nucleotides. The record is from the annotation of a GenBank genome assembly. NCBI's taxonomy places the organism in Eukaryota, Viridiplantae, Streptophyta, Magnoliopsida, Gentianales, Rubiaceae.